AAAGACGGCGUCAAAUGAUGGUCUACUGUCAGUACACAUUUCCUAUCCCACGUAACAGCAAUAUGGCUAGGAUGCAGAAGGUUUACUUUACCAAACCUGGUUGUUACCGCUACUAAGCCUAGUCACAAUACAGAUAGAUUAUGCAAAAUAAGCGUAUAACCUGCUUUUAAAAAUGUAGGCUAUUAGAUCAUUUUAUAAGGAAAUCCCAAACUGUUGUUAGUAAACUAACGAAAGAGUAUUGGCUGUUGUGCUUUUUUGCGGUGUAUCGUUCAAUAUCAUCAAGUUAACAAUGAAAGUGAUUUCCAGUGGAAUUGGUGGUAAAUCAGAGUGAUUCAAUUGGAUCUCAUGGGUGGCAAACAGCAGCCGAUGGAAACUGCAACCGGCUCGCGUUGCCAAGCGUCCAAAGUUGGCAUUUCCCAUUUUUUUCAUCAGUACUGCGGUCACGAUUUGAAAUGCUUGCAAUCAAUGGAAAAGUUCAUUGCACUGAUGUACCGUCCGGUGGAUGCUGCCGCUUUAGGAGUGGCGAGAAUGCUGUUCGGUUUGAUGAUGCUUAUUGAUAUACCAGAGGAACGCGGAGGAGGCGACUUGGAUUUUCGUUGGGGUGAUCCGAAAGGAUGCACAUUCCCACUGAUUCAUAGCAUGAAACAGUUAAGCCUCCCAAGGAUGGGUAUCGUCUAUUUGAUUAUGUGGUUUGGAGCAUUAGGGAUUACGCUUGGAUACCGCUUUCGUCUUACCGCUUCGAUGUUUGUGGCCAGCUAUUGGUAUGUGUUCUUGCUGGACAAGAGUGCCUGGAACAACCACAGCUAUUUGUACGGGUUGCUUGGUACAUUAUUCCUCUUCACCGAUGCUCACAGAUUUUUUUCACUGGACGCCUAUUGGAACAAAAAUUUACAGCCAGUGGUGCCGUUUUGGAAUUACUUUAUUUUGAAAUAUCAAUUUUUUAUCCUAUACUUUUUGGCUGGGCUUAAGAAAAUGUGUCCCGAAUGGCUUUCUGGAUACGCCAUGACUAAUUUAAGCUAUCAUUGGGUAUUUGCUCCCUUUCGAUUAAUCCUUGGUGCAAAACAUACUGACUUCCUAAUCGUGCACUGGUUCGGUUGCAUAUUCGAUACUUCGGUUGUAUUUUUCCUAAUUUACGCGCCAACGCGUAAACUUGCCACUUUGUUCGCUUGCGCUUUUCACCUCAUGAACUCUCGACUUUUUCACAUCGGAAUGUUUCCAUGGACCUGUCUAGCGCAGCUUCCUCUGUACUAUAGUUUCAGUUGGCCCAGAACAAUAUGGUCAAGUCAAAAUAGUUUAUCAAACUAUCUUAAAAAAUAUAACAACAUGCAAGAAAUUCAAAACGAAAAAUCAGUGGAGAAAAAAGGCAAGAAACAAAAAAUCGUUGCAAGUACAAUAUUGCUCUAUUGUGGGCUCCAGCUGUUUCUGCCAUAUUCACAUUUUAUAACGAAAGGUUACAAUAACUGGACCAACGGACUGUAUGGGUACUCGUGGGAUAUGAUGGUUCAUGCUUGGGAUACUGUUCUAAUAUCCAUCAGAGUUGUGGAUAACCUCAGAAAUCAAACAUUAUAUCUGCAGCCAUAUGCAUUUGUUGACAAUGAUCGGUGGACUAAACACGCAGACAUGGCAUAUCAAUUCGCUCACUGCAUCGAUCGCAAUGUGCGAGAAGAAUAUCAAAUCAAUCGAAGAUCAUAUUCAAAUUUCUCUAUCUACUAUGAUAUUUGGUGCAGCCUUAAUGGGCGCUUUUUACAGCGUAUUUUUAAUCCCGAAGUGAAUGUCUUAGAAGUAAAAUGGUCACCAUUCGAACCUGUCCAUUGGUUACUACCUCUUUUGCAUGAGCUGACCGAAAUGAGAGCCAUGAUUACCACUAUGUCAGAAGAUGUGUAUUCCUGGAACAACGACUCGGAUGUUUUAUUUGUGGCAGAUUUUCCAGGCUUUGUUUUACAUAACUAUAUCGUUCCUGAUAUGGACAAUGUCACGUUAACUGUGCUAAAUGGUAGCAUUGUGUAUACCUCCUCUAACAUAUCCGAAUCCGUAGUGCUAACUAAGGGACAAUCUUUGAAAGAUAUUCCACCGUAUUUCCAUCACGUAAAAACUGUCAGUCAAACUCCAUCUUCCAUGGUUUACACGUAUGUCAACAGGACUAAGCAGAAAUUAGCAAAAGAUGAUCUUUCCGGUACAUCACGAUCAACAGAAAUGUUACCUAUUUGGCAAGAGCUCACUCAUAGAUACGAAAAUUAUGUUAGAUUUUUUCAACAUGUUGGUAAUUCAUUAUUGUUUGAAAUUUAUGGGGUGCCAAUGCCGAGAAGAGUCAGAAUCACACCCGACGAAAGUAACUGGACGACUGAAUGAUAAAUAAACCAAUGUUACCAAGUAUAAAA
Molecule: messenger RNA, 2378 nt
Organism: Wyeomyia smithii (pitcher-plant mosquito)
Lineage: Eukaryota; Metazoa; Arthropoda; Insecta; Diptera; Culicidae
Product: vitamin K-dependent gamma-carboxylase
Exons: 3
Coding region: 346-2349 (667 amino acids)
Biological process (GO): peptidyl-glutamic acid carboxylation
Molecular function (GO): vitamin binding; gamma-glutamyl carboxylase activity
Source: RefSeq, a predicted model, not a curated record